AUGCGGCCCGCUCAGUCGGCCGUCGCAGCUCGCCUGGCAGCGGCCGCCACCACCCCGCCGCCGCUUGCCUCCGCUGCCGGCUCGGCGGUGUGUUUGAAUGACGCGGGGCAGCCUGUGGAUUGGUGGCUGCUUUACAAGACGCCCGGAAACUGCGGAGCCAGCCCCUGGGUCCGCGGCAACGUGACUCUUUACGUCGACGCCAGCACGGCGGCGGGCUGCGACAGCGGCGGCACCUGCUGGCAGGCUGGCAGCAUUGACAGGCCCGACAGCGCCCUGCAGCGCACGCUGGCCCAGCUGACUGCCAACGGCGCCGGGGUUGCCAUGUACUCAGACCAGCCUCCCUACUACAGAUAUAAAUACACGGACUACCUGCCCUGGGCGCACGCCAAGGGCCUGCUGCACUUCGGCGCCACCUCCGGCAUCUGGCUGCGCCACAGCAUCCCUGUCUGGCCCAACCGCACCGACGGCGCCCCGCACUGGGCAUACGUUCCCUGGCCCGAGACGUGCCUGGGGCAGCAUGCGCUGUGCCUGUCGCUGAACGCCUCCUCGCUGGAUGGCGCGGUGGCUGCGCUGCUGUCCAAGUUCAAGCCCUACUUCUACCAGGCAAGUGGCCUAACUAGCUGCGUGCCCAGCAAGCUGGCAGCCACUUACCCGUCCCUGAUCGCCGUGCUGGCCGAUGCUGCUGACCCCUCGGCAGCGCCUGGUGCCCCCACCACCGCCACGUUUUCCACCGCCGGCGGCGUGUCCUGGACCGCGUUUGCCAAGGGCAACAGCGGCCCCGCCGACCAAGCCCAGAUCUUCGAGGACCUCGUGGUGCCGGGGCUGCAGGCCUCCAUGGGCUGGCAGACCUGGCGCACCCAGUUUGGGGCCUUUGGGCCGGAGGCCUGCCGGUAUGACCCCAACCAGAGCAUGAACAACACCUGCGGCAUCCAGCCCGGCAGCCUGGCCUCCGUCGACAUCCAGAACCUGUCGGUGCCAGCAGGGCUAGCAGGGACGCUGAGGGCAGCAGCAUCCCCUGCCACAGCAGGCGAGGAGCCCCAGAGCUCUGGGGAUGGGCUGGUGCAGCCACCGGUGGCUGCGUGGAGGAGCUGUGACGAUCAUUCCAAAUGGGGGGCGGCGCUGCCGCUGGAUGGCAGCAGCGGGAGCAGCAGCGGCAGCGGCAUCAGCGCGGAACCGCCACCUGCGCCCUGGGUGUGCUUCUGUGACAACAACCGCGAACUGAGCCAGGCGCCCCGUGGCGGCGCCUGCACGUGCACGGAGGCGGCAUCGCUGUGGCGAGCCAUGGCAGCAGUGGUGCAGAGCGCCCCUGACACCUGCAGGCAGGUGGCCGUCAACAUGAGACGAGCCAUCCAGAGUAGUGGAAUCCCUUGCUGGCAGCUGGCUGGAGUGUCAUUUGGAGAUUUACAAGGGUCAGUAGCUAUGCAGACAAGCAUGCAUCAAAGCUGGGAUAUUAUCGCCCAAGACCUGUUGCCGGGAGGGGGUGUGCUGGAGAGCGCCGGGGGUGUGGCAUGA
This is a messenger RNA of Chlorella variabilis, 1512 nucleotides long. RefSeq lists its product as hypothetical. Bases 1 to 1512 code for a protein of 503 amino acids. Lineage: Eukaryota; Viridiplantae; Chlorophyta; Trebouxiophyceae; Chlorellales; Chlorellaceae. Gene Ontology annotation, molecular function: deoxyribonuclease II activity. The transcript is spliced from 6 exons. The record is from RefSeq and is a predicted model, not a curated record. Gene Ontology annotation, biological process: apoptotic DNA fragmentation.